ACUUAUCAAAUUGGCCGAUAUGGUGCCUACAUUGAGGGAAAAUACGGUCUUAUCUCGUCUUAGUACAGGAAACACUGCGUCUGUCCUGCUGGCAAAUACAUUUCGGGGUAUAUUUUUCUCUGGAACAUCAUGUUACUAACAACUUUCCUGUGUGUGAUUGCCACCGGAGUUUACGGCCAGGGCCUCGAUCCGGAAAUAAGCCAAAAUCUGCUUUCACUGAUAGCGGAAGAGCGCAACCUGCGCUUGCGUCUUGAAACGGAAGCUGACAAAUUAGAAAAAGAAAUCGACGCGUUGACAGUAGCUAGGCAAAAUGCGACCUGUGGCUGUCCGUCCAUCUACACAACACCUAUAGCGUUCACUGCUACCCUCGGGCACAACAUUAACACCCUGGGGAGUGAACAGCCGAUUAUAUUUGACGAGGUAACACUGAACAUCGGUAACGCUUACGACGUUAGACACGGAGUAUUCACAGCGCCGUUCGCGGGCGUGUUCGAGUUCACGACGGCUGUGCUGAACAGACCGGGAUACCAGACGGAACUAGAGCUGGUCAAGAAUGGAGUUGCGAUGACCAAGGUCGUUUCUGGCGACAACGGCUACUACACAAUGGGCACGAACGCCGUGGCGCUCGCUUUGAUUAAAGGUGACGAGGUGUGGGUUCGACACCCUGCCGCCAGCGACAGCAACCUGAUAAACGGCGAGUCAACCACCUCUUUCACUGGCUACUUCGUGGGCGUGUAGGUUCACAAGUGUGAAUUAUAUGUAGAGAUCAAUAGCCAAUAAAUAUGUUUAGAGGAACCUAA
Dreissena polymorpha is the source of this 800-nucleotide messenger RNA. Its product is annotated as complement C1q-like protein 4. Gene Ontology annotation, molecular function: protein binding. The transcript has 5 exons. The record is from RefSeq and is a predicted model, not a curated record. The coding region runs from base 130 to 738 and encodes 202 amino acids. Lineage: Eukaryota; Metazoa; Mollusca; Bivalvia; Myida; Dreissenidae.